Messenger RNA from Asterias rubens (European starfish), 2271 nucleotides. Its product is annotated as U6 snRNA phosphodiesterase-like. The record is from RefSeq and is a predicted model, not a curated record. Gene Ontology annotation, cellular component: nucleus. The coding region runs from base 138 to 953 and encodes 271 amino acids. Gene Ontology annotation, molecular function: 3'-5'-RNA exonuclease activity. The transcript has 9 exons. Gene Ontology annotation, biological process: U6 snRNA 3'-end processing. NCBI's taxonomy places the organism in Eukaryota, Metazoa, Echinodermata, Asteroidea, Forcipulatida, Asteriidae.
AGCAACAGCGCCACAAAAUUAUCGUCUGCUAAAAAUUUGCUUGUUCACUGAUGAACAGUUCGUAGAAAGUUUGGGAGCGUCAACAUUGUUAGAAAGAGUAGACCAUUCAUUCUUCAUGACACCAACUACCGCAAACAAUGUCGGCUCUACAGGCUCUUCAAGGUUAUGAGAGUAGCUCAAGCGAAUCUGAAGAACUGAACUUGGACGAUGUCGACAAUCAUUCUAAAAGUGAGAAUGCUGUUCAAGACCAGAAAGACGGGAAAAGACCAGCUUUACCUUCAGUACCAUCUGAAAUACUUGGUAUGUUUGAUACGUCAUCUCAUGUCGCUGAAGGCAACAGCAAUGCCAGCUCGCAUGGUGGCCGAAUCAGGUCAUUUGAGCAUGUCGCUGGUAAUUGGGCUACAUUGGUGUACAUCCCAGUUGAACUAACAGAACAACUCAAAAUCAUCAUGGAGGAUCUUCUCAGCAUGAUGCCCUCUAGUGUUGACAUGGAGCCAGUGCCUGACCUCCAUAUUAGUUUAUCGAGGACAGUGACCCUCCAGUAUCAAUGGAUUGACCCGUUUGUUGAUUCAAUACGCCAGCGACUGGCUUCCUUUGGAGGGUUCACCUACUGCUUCGACAACAUUGAGUUUUACGCUAAUGACGAGAAGACCAGGUCGUUUAUUGGUUUGAAAGCCAACCAUGGACACCAAGAGAUGUUGAAUCUAGUGAAGAUAAUUGAUGUCUGCUUGCAAGAAUUCUCUCUUCCUGUUUACUAUGAGAAACCGUCGUUUCAUGUCAGUUUUGGUUGGUGCCUUGGAGAUUACCAAACAUUUCUUGGUGCCAGUGAUAUGCCCAGAAUUCAGCGUGAAUGCAGAAAGCUUUGUAGAGCCAGCCUUCCAUUGUCAGUCAGUGAAAUAUGGUGUAAAGUAGGCUGCAAGCAGUUCAGAAUACCACUGGGGAUGGGGAGGUGACAGAUCUUUGAACCUGCAUCCGGUAUCCUCCAUCAAUUGGUCAAUAUUGGUCUUCCUUUGACGUCCUGGUGUUGGUCUGCCAUGGGUGGUUUGGCCAGCAAACCGCAUUCUUUGUUGUCAAAUGGAUUUGGUGAUUCUUCUUGGAAAUUUUCUCAUAUAAAUCUUUGAUCGUAGGAUGUUCUUUCUAGGAACAAUAUAUAAAGCACUUCUAAUGUUUAUGAUUUUGGUUUGCCGUAGUGGUAUCUUUCCUCGCCUUCCACCUCUCGGACCCUGGUUCGAAUCACACUGUGUGGAUUGGGUUUUCAGUCCCUACAUGGCUGCAUUGGUUUUUCCCUGAAAUAAUUCUCUGAGGUUUUCCCACCCACAUCUAAAACUAAAACUUCCUCCCUUGUCUUCUAUCCAUGGGGUUCUUGACUAGUAGUACAAUUAUUAAGUUUGCUUUUAUAAGAGGCCUUGGCUUCACAACAAGAAUAAAUUAAAUCAAUGAAAUAAAAUAAUGUUUGUCAAUCCAUAUUAAAUCUAAUUCUUCUCAAAAUAUUCAAAGAGUCCACCUAAAAACUUAUCCUUUGAAAAUAAAUUCAGAAACUCAAUACAGACAAAGAACUCAUUGGCAUUCUUGUUUUAAUAUCAUUCAUCAUACGUAUAAAAUUCAAAGUUACAGUCACACAUAAUGUAACAUUAGAGUUAUGCAACAUUUAAAUUUGAACCAAUUCUUCUUUUUUAUGAACAAGCUUUUUUCUUUGCUUUCCAGAGUUGAGUUUACUUUAAAAGCCUUAAUUAAUAGCACCUGCAAUAGUUCGUCAUAGUGCCUCGAACUCACUUCUGUCGAAGACGUCAGACACAUCAGAGAAAUUUGCAAAAGAAAAUUGUGAAUCGGCAAAUGUACAAUAAAGUGCAUGUAGACAAACUAAAAUUCUACUAUUUGUCAUUACAAUGUGUCUAGUGAAAAGGGGUUCUUAGCAAAGGCUUACAGGAGCUAGCGAAAUAAUUAUCCUACAAUUUUUAUCAUAAUCUUAGUUUUUGUAAACCCAUUUUUAUUCUUCUAGUUCAUACUUUCAGCUAACUAAAAAAAAAAAAAAAAAAAAUAUAUAAAAGCUUUUGCGAUAUAGAACCCACUUGACGUACAUAAAGUUGGCAAAAUCACCACUCACCCUGAGAGGUUUUCCAGCAUAAUUGAGGAGAACGAUAAGUAAAAUGCCAAAAUUGACAAGUUUGUUAGAUAACCAGGUUUGCAUUUGUUGAGGAAAAUAUACACUUAGGAUCACACAAUAUGGGCAAAGUAAACCUUUGGUGUUUGGAACCGAUUGUUUUAAUCUUA